Messenger RNA from Ostrinia furnacalis (Asian corn borer), 1089 nucleotides. RefSeq lists its product as uncharacterized. Lineage: Eukaryota; Metazoa; Arthropoda; Insecta; Lepidoptera; Crambidae. The record is from RefSeq and is a predicted model, not a curated record. The transcript is spliced from 2 exons. The coding region runs from base 1 to 1089 and encodes 362 amino acids.
AUGGCGUUACAACACACACCACCAAACAAGUUCUCCGCCUCGGACACCAAUAUACCUACAUCGAUUGAUAACGAACAAUGCGAAGAGGUUGACUGGAUUAGUGCCCGCAGACGUAAACAACCUUCUAAUGUCAACAUAACUCAUCUUGAGGAAAGAUUCAAUGAUCAACUUGCAAUUUGGGACACCAAAAUAACUGAAUGCAUCGGGUCUGCGGUGAGUUCUGCCUUGUCCACCGAGAUGAAUAAAAUCUCAUCUGUACUCGGAGAAUUGAAUAAUAACAUGACUAAACUCAAUGCCGACAAUGUAAACAUAACCAAAUCAAUAAACGAAACUAAUUCUCGGCUAGCUGAUUUGGAGAAAUCUCUGAGUUACUCACAUGAGCGCCAGGACGUAUUUGACGGCCGACUAAAAUCAGUAGAAGACAAAUUAUCCGUCUCUGAGCACCUGGAGACACAGAUGAACGCACUUGAACAGAAGCUCACAGCCAUGGAACAAAAUGCCAGGCAGUGCAAUCUUGAAAUCUGCAACAUACCCGAGCGACGAGGUGAAAACCUCAUUAGCAUCGCAGAAAGUCUAGGCGGUAUCAUUGCGUGCCCUAUAAGGGCCUCGGACAUUGUUUCUAUUCAUCGUGUACCGCACGCCGACUCAAAAAUCAAACGACCGAAGAAUGUGAUUGUCAAACUGACUAACAGAAUGCUACGCGAUAAUGUCAUCUCAGCGUGCCGGUCAACCAAGGGUUUGGACUCAUCGAAGCUGUCUAUAAGCGGGCCUCCGGCUACAAUCUAUGUGAACGAGCAUUUGACAAUCAACAACAAGCUGCUAUUUCGCCAGUGCAGGGAAAAUGCUAGAAAACAAGCAUACAAAUACGUGUGGGUCAAGCACGGUACUAUCCUGAGACCUGGUUGCAUGAGGAUAUUUCCGAUGAGGAAUUUAUGGACAAACGUUAUAGAGUAUUUCGACAUGACAGAGACCGAGCUGGUAGUGGUAGGCGCGACGGCGGCGGUGUGCUGGUGGCGGUGCGCCGCGAGCUCGCCGCGACGCCCUGCGCCCGCGCCGCCGCCGCCGCGUCCGGGGCGCGCUCGCCUCUAG